AUGUCCCUACAUCAAUUCCAAGAAGUACAAGGCUGGGGCACGGAGGCGAACAUCUGCGCGUCCAGGAGCUGCUCUCCUCCCUCCUCUUCUCUCCAGGGGUCGGGGUUCAACCACAUGGCCCCCUUCUGCCAUAACCCGUAUUCUUCACCUGGCAAAGAGAACGACGGCCCUUGGAAUCCCCGGGAGAGAGCCUUCUGGACCUCGUGCCGAGAGGAUCGCUACAGCCAUCUCUCCCCUCCUCAGAAGCAUGACAGUGAGGCCGGACCUGGCAGGGCUUUCUCCGGAAGAACCGUUGUUGAUUUUAAGCCGAGCGCUGUCGAUGCCGACGGCAGACCCAGUGACAAGAGAGGCAGCCACUUGAAGGUCUCUGGCAGGGGUCACUGGAGACCUGCCGAGGACACUAAGCUCAGAGACCUGGUAGCCCUCUACGGUCCGCAGAACUGGAAUCUCAUAGCAGAGAAGCUAGCGGGGAGAUCCGGUAUUGUCCACAGCACAAAGUCAUCCCCUCCCCCACACCACCCGAGAAAAAAAAAUGAUAAAAAAAUCUUAUUUUCCGUAGAAUUGCCAAUGAUUUCUCUUAUCUCUGUUGAAAUUUUUUGUAUGUAUGAUUCGAAGGGAAGAGCUGCAGGCUGAGGUGGUUCAACCAGCUGGACCCGAGGAUCGAGAAAAGGGCUUUCACAAAGGAGGAGGAAGAGAGGUUGAUGGCCUCCCACAGAGCGUACGGUAAUAAAUGGGCCUUGAUUGCCCGGCUCUUCCCGGGAAGAACGGAUAACGCCGUCAAGAACCACUGGCACGUGAUCAUGGCUAGGAAGUAUAGGGAGCAAUCCAGUGCUUACAGGAGGAGGAAGCUCAGCCAACAGCAGCAUGCCCACACGAGGCUGAAGGAGCCCUCAAGAUCAGCCUGUAAGUCGGUAAACCUUCCUCUCCCAUCCGUAUCAGCCAUGGACAAUCAAUCUAGAGCUUCUUAUGGAGGAAGAGGGGGCUCGCCCUGCGUCUACUCUGGGUCCAUUGCAGAUAAGGCUACACUUGAUUUCCUCUCUGGUGCGCCCUCUUGUCUUCCGUCCAUUUCCAGUUCUCUCGCGGCUUCGGGGACGAAGUCCUGUCGAUCCCAUGCAAAGGCUUCAUUUUCUUUCAACCUUUCCUCACCCUUUAUUGGGUACCAGGUGCCAAAGUUCACGAAGAUCGGACGGGCAUCAGAUCGCCUAUGGAGGACGCUUCCCAGGUUUUCCACUGCCGACAACUUCCAUUGGUGGCGCCUACACCGCAGUCCAGCCUCCCUGCCUGCUUUUCACAUUCUACGGCCUCGGCAGCAUCCCAGGACUCAGCCACAACCGACUUAUCAUCUGCUACGGAAAGCCACCAUCCCUCCCCACCCUUCAUAGACUUCCUCGGCGUAGGAGCUUGUAGUACAUGUGAGGAAGAAGCCUCACCAGGCCUCCGAUAA
This is a messenger RNA of Spirodela intermedia, 1444 nucleotides long. The record is from the annotation of a GenBank genome assembly. Lineage: Eukaryota; Viridiplantae; Streptophyta; Magnoliopsida; Alismatales; Araceae.